Messenger RNA from Gryllus bimaculatus (two-spotted cricket), 376 nucleotides. The record is from the annotation of a GenBank genome assembly. NCBI's taxonomy places the organism in Eukaryota, Metazoa, Arthropoda, Insecta, Orthoptera, Gryllidae.
CAGCUGUGAAGCAUGUUGUCUGGUGCGUAUUGAUGGCCAGGGAACAGCUGUGAAAUAGAAGAAUUUUCAAGCACUGCAUCCGUUGCCGGACAAAUUUGUUUAGGGAUAUAUGCAUUUAAAUCGCUGCGUAAUAAUUUCCAUGUGCAUUAUUUCAAGUUCGUUCAGGUUUACUCCCUGGAAAUUUGAUGAUGGGACUAUAUUUGAAGGAGCACGGAUCCAUUACUAAGUCCUAGGGCCUUUUCACAAUCAGUGCAUUUCCGAAGCGUUUUGGUUGGGUUGUGAGCAAUGAUAAACGAACGGAUGGUCCUGUUCGAGACUGAAAUUGGCAACUCGCGUCUGGAAAAAUCCCCAUCGUUAUUUCGGAUUACGCAAGGAG